Molecule: messenger RNA, 2125 nt
Organism: Beta vulgaris subsp. vulgaris (sugar beet)
Lineage: Eukaryota; Viridiplantae; Streptophyta; Magnoliopsida; Caryophyllales; Amaranthaceae
Exons: 2
Coding region: 244-2037 (597 amino acids)
Source: RefSeq, a predicted model, not a curated record
UUGAAGGAAUGGUAUGUGGUGAAGUCAGUUUAGAUUACUUUUUGACCCGACAUGUGUGGAAUAUAAUAAUAAAUCAUGAACAUCUCUUGAUUACCUAUGCAUCUAUAUAAAGAGUUUGAGGAUUUAGUUUUUAAAUCAGUACUCAAAUGAUCUCAUCGAUCUUAUACUAUAUAAUAAAAACUACCUAGUACGUAUUAAUUAUAUCAGUUGCCAUUUUCGUAAGAUCAUUAUUAGACUUGCGAAAUGGCUGUUCCAAAGUUGUAUUUUGGUUAUGUGUUUGUUCUGUUGUUAGCUAUCGUGAUGGUAGAUGCAGCAAACGAUCACCAUGCUACAGCAAGAUGUACGAUCAAAAAAUACAAGAUGUGCUAUAAAUUAGAGCAUACUUGUCCUGAGUAUUGUCCUUUUAGGUGUGAAGUGGAUUGUGUUUCAUGCCAGCCAUUUUGCACUAAAUCGUCAAAUGGCGGUUACUUGGGGACUCAAUAUGAUCCAUCAUCUUCUUCUUCUUCAUCUUCUUCUUCUUCAUCAUCUUCGUCAUCUUCAUCUUCAUCCUCAUCGUCUGCAGCGUCAGGAGCUUCAUCUGCAGCGUCGUCAGAGGCUUCAUCGGCAGCCUCAGGAGCAUCAUCUGCAGCAGAGUCAGGAGCUUCAUCAGCAGCUUCAUCAGGAGCUUCAUCUUCAGCCUCGGAAGCAUCAUCUGCAGCGAAGUCAGAGGCUUCUUCAGCAGCAUCAGGAGCUUCAUCUGAAGCUUCGUCAAAGGCUUCUUCCACAGCGUCAGAAGCUGCAUCUAAAGCGGAAUCAGAAGCUUCAUCGACAGCGUCUUCAGGAGCUUCUACAGCAUCAUCUUCAUCGUCAUCAUCAUCGUCUUCAAAUAAUGGCAAAAAAGAAGUUGAUGAUCACCAAGGAGGUAAAAAAACAGAUGACAGUAACACAGGAGUUAACAAGGAUGAUAAAAAAAAAGGUGAGAAAGGAGAUCAUGACGAUAAUUCAGGAUCAACACCUUCUAACUCUAGCACAUCAUCAACUCCACCCCCAUAUUAUCCUACAACACCAUCAAACCCGCCAUCAUCACCAUCUCCAACACCUCCGACGCCUUCAACACCGUCUCCCUCUACCCCUUCUUCCCCUCCUAAAUCUUCUGGUGUUGUCUCUCGAAACAGGGUUAGAUGCAAUAACAAGCUUUAUGGACAAUGUUAUAAUCAAGAGCAUGUAUGCCCUGCCAGUUGCCCUACUUCAUGUCAAGUUGAUUGUGCCUCUUGCAAGCCUGUUUGCAGUUGUGACUAUCCAGGAGCAGUUUGUCAAGACCCUCGUUUCAUCGGAGGAGAUGGCAUCUCCUUCUACUUCCAUGGUAAAAAAGACAAGGAUUUUUGCCUUGUGACUGACCCAAACCUCCACAUAAAUGCACACUUCAUAGGAAAAAGAAACGAAAACAUGAGCCGUGACUUUACUUGGGUUCAGUCCAUUGGAAUUCUCUUCGACAACCAUCGUCUCUUCUUAGGCGCAACAAAGACAUCCAUAUGGGAUGACACCAAAGACCACUUCUCGUUAGCUUUUGAUGGAGAACCCAUAUCUCUUGAAGAAACUCUAAGUUCUCAAUGGUCAUCAACCUCCAUGCCACAAGUGACCAUAACACGAACUCAUGACACUAAUAACAUUAUUGUUCAAAUCCAAAACAAACUUAAGAUUACAGCCAAAGUAGUGUGUAUUACCAAGGAAGAUUCUAUUGUGCAUAACUAUGGCAUAACCAACGAUGAUUGUUUUGCUCAUCUCGAACUCGGGUUUAAGUAUUAUUCCUUGACAGAAAACGUUGAUGGUGUACUAGGAAAAACUUAUAGAGAUGAUUAUGUAAGCCGAGUGAAGAUGGGAGUAGCCAUGCCAAUUAUGGGGGGAGAAAGAGAAUAUGCAAGUAGUAAUAUAUUUGCCACUGAUUGCUUGGCUUCAAGGUUUGAUGGUGGUCAAGAAGAGACUUCAAUGGGGGCGUUGGAGUUUGAUAGCAUGAAUUGUGCUGGUGGGAUGAAUGGGGGUGUUGUUUGUAAGAGGUAACUCAAUAGAGUGUAUCUUAAAGGACAUAUAUGCAUGCAGGAAGUUUUAAAUUUUUUAAAUUUAAUAUAAUUGUAAUAAUUAAAUAAGA